Nematocida parisii ERTm1 is the source of this 897-nucleotide messenger RNA. Its product is annotated as dimethyladenosine transferase. The transcript has a single exon. Lineage: Eukaryota; Fungi; Microsporidia. Gene Ontology annotation, cellular component: mitochondrial matrix. The record is from RefSeq and is a predicted model, not a curated record. Bases 1 to 897 code for a protein of 298 amino acids. Gene Ontology annotation, biological process: rRNA methylation. Gene Ontology annotation, molecular function: rRNA (adenine-N6,N6-)-dimethyltransferase activity.
AUGGAUGGACGGUUUAAGAAGACGUUUGGCCAGCACAUUUUAAAAAACCCAGGAAUUGUAACUAAUAUGAUUGACAAGGCAAAAAUCAAGCCAACUGACACUGUUCUGGAGAUAGGGCCCGGUACAGGAAAUUUAACGCUAAAGCUAUUAGACAAGUGCAAGCGGGUGGUUGCCAUAGAAAAAGAUAGAAAAAUAGCAUCUGAUCUUAUAAAAAGAAUAGGUGCAAGAAAAAACAAGCUGCAACUUCUGAUUGAAGAUGCGAUAGAUGCAAACUAUCCAUAUUUUGAUCUGUGUGUAUCAAACACUCCGUACCAAAUAAGCAGUCCUUUGGUUUUUAAGCUGCUAGAGUAUCCCUUUAGGGCGUGCGUUCUUAUGUUCCAGAAAGAGUUUGCGGACAGACUCUGUGCUGCUCCGGGGACAAGCAGCUACUGCAGGCUUUCUGUGUCUGUGCAAAUUCGGGCAGUUGUCACGCACAUUAUGCGGGUUUCAAAAAAGAACUUCCGCCCACCUCCAAAGGUAGAGUCAAGCAUUGUAAAGAUUGAGCCAAGAAGAAAUAAAGUGGAUAUAGACCUAACAGAGUUUGAUGGCAUGCUGCGCAUAUGCUUCAGCAGAAAGAACAAAACCAUUGGGUCAAUAUUUAGGCAGAACACAAUAAAGAACCUUCUCUUUAUGAACAGAGACAAAAUAGCAGACAUAGCAGAGGAAGAUGAUACACUAGCAGAGCCUGCUUUGACAGAAGAGCCAUCCCGGAAGAUAUCCCCAGAACAAGAGGCUAUUCUUAAUAAAGUGCUAGAAGAAAGCAAACUAGAAAAAGAACGUGCAGCAAAAAUGAUAGUUGAAGAUUUUCUGUUCCUUCUUAUUAAAUUCAAAGAAGCAGGAAUAUCGUUUAAAGCAUAG